AUGGAACCAGAAGACGGUGACUGGGGUGUCAAGUCAGCUGACAAUGACACGUGGAGUGGUUUGAUUGGUCUAGGGCAGCGUCGUGAAGUCGAUAUUGUAUAUGCUGAGUAUAUGGUUACAGCAGAACGGGUAAAAGUUCUGGAUUUUAUAUUACCUGCCCUGAUGACCACGUCAAUAGGAAUUGUCUACAGGAUUCCAGGUGUAGAAGAUAAUUGGACAUCAUUACUAAACCCAUUAAAUGCUAAAGUUUAUUUUGUGCUCUUGGCGUCUUAUAUCAUAUUUACAAUUUUGUUCAUAGCUGCUGAAAGUUACCCAAUUCUAGACUUAGCUGGAGAACAAAAAGGCAAAUAUCCAAAUAUACCGCCGCUACUCUUUGAUAUAUUAGGAUGCUUUUUUCUUGAGGGAGGCCACAUUGAACCCAGAACAAGUAAAGGUCGGUUGUUGUAUGCAGCAUGGUUUAUUUUUUGUGUUAUAAUUGCCGCUGUUUAUACGGCAAAUUUAACUUCUUCACUUUUGGUAAAAACAAAUAAAAUACCCUUUACCUCACUCGCUGAUUUGGUUAAACAGGAACAUUGGCAAUUUGGUCUGAUGAAAGACUCCGGUGUUCAGGAAAUGUUUGAAGAUUCUACAUUCGAGGAGAGCAGGAAAAUAUGGGCUGGGAUUGUGAAACAAAACGAAACCGAUUCAUCUGUUUUGUCUGGAAAUAAGAGUGAAUUGAUAGAUAAAGUGUUGAAUGGCAACUUCGCUUAUAUCGAUGGAUCUAUUACAACUCAUGUCACUUCUCGAAAUGACUGUGUGUUAUCAGCAAUCGACAAUAUUGUAACGGCACAAUAUAUAAGCUAUGCUGUUCCGUUAAACUCCCCACUGAAAGCGGAUCUGGACGAGUAUAUGUUUAGGCGAUUUGAAGCCGGACUUUAG
Molecule: messenger RNA, 918 nt
Organism: Patella vulgata (common limpet)
Lineage: Eukaryota; Metazoa; Mollusca; Gastropoda; Patellidae
Product: glutamate receptor ionotropic, kainate 2-like
Exons: 2
Coding region: 1-918 (305 amino acids)
Cellular component (GO): membrane
Molecular function (GO): glutamate-gated receptor activity
Source: RefSeq, a predicted model, not a curated record